UGCAGCAAAUUUGUUCUAAGGUGUUAAUUUAAUCGUAUAUUGCAUACAUUAAACGAAGAUGAAGCUUUUUGCAUUUUGUGUGAUAGCCGUAACAUUGUCAUGUGCCUAUGGUUGGGGAGACUGUCAUUGGAAAAUACUGAAUUGUGCUGAAAGUCGGGUGAACCAAUGGAUUAACGAUCAGAUAGCCGUGGAGCUUAAAGGCCAUUACACAUAUCUCUACCUGUCGAAACUUUUCGAACGGGAGUCCCAUUAUUACCCAAAAGUAGCCAAGUACUUCCGCGCAAAAUCCAAUGAGGAAAUGUCGCAUGCAGAACGGUUUAUUGAGUACCAAAACCAACGAGGCGGAACUUUCGACAUCACAUUGGUGCAGAAAAAGUCGGAUGGGUCGUGUGCAAACGUAAACAGCAUUUUAACGGGAUUCAAAUGCGCCAAAGAGCUUGAGAUUGAUGUAACUGAUGCUUUGACGCUUCUCCAAUCGAAAGUAACAUCAGUUCAAAUCAGUGAGAGUUGUUAUAAUAACGCCAGCGGAACUACUGGGAACGAUUUAGCAAGGGCUCAGCCAAUAGUCAUUCACCACCACAAUGAAGUUUCGAAGCCUUUAUCUGCUUACACCUGCCCACAUCAGCUCCCGACCAGAGUGACUGUCGAAUACGUAGAGCUUACAGAGAUGAUUGUCCACGAGUUCUUGGGUCACCAAAUUGAAGAUACGAAAGAGAUUGCCAACCAUGUUAAGACACUGCAGAAUAUCGGCGACGUUAAUGCUGGGCUCGGCAGUUUCCUUGUUGACAAACAUCUUGAAUUGUAAACUGAAAUCGUCCCAUAUUCCCCUUGUAAUUAUAGCUUAUCAAACUGCUUUGCGUAUUGAAUACAAUUGCUUUCCGUGAUAAAUUGGUAAAACGACAUUCUGUAAUGAAAUCUGUAACCAACAAUGUUAAAUGUAGAUAUAUUUCGAUGAUCUUACAAGUGUAAAUAAAAAGCCAAAUACGUAA
Molecule: messenger RNA, 989 nt
Organism: Ciona intestinalis (vase tunicate)
Lineage: Eukaryota; Metazoa; Chordata; Ascidiacea; Phlebobranchia; Cionidae
Source: RefSeq, a predicted model, not a curated record